This is a messenger RNA of Eurytemora carolleeae, 1898 nucleotides long. RefSeq lists its product as uncharacterized. Bases 297 to 1676 code for a protein of 459 amino acids. The transcript has 15 exons. NCBI's taxonomy places the organism in Eukaryota, Metazoa, Arthropoda, Copepoda, Calanoida, Temoridae. The record is from RefSeq and is a predicted model, not a curated record.
UUCUAUGGAACCAUGAAGAAUUUAAUUGUGAUCAGUUUACUCAAUGUUUUAGUUCAAACUCAGAAAAUUCACGAAAAAGAAAUUAAAAAUGGCGCGGGAGAAAAUGCGGGAGAAAUUUCUAAACUAAAUGAUCCUGAUGGUUUUUGCAGUAAAGAACAAGAAAACUGCAGAGUAUCUUCUGGCGAAAAGGAAAUUGUAUUUUCAAAUACGCAAUUUUUAAACCAAAUAGUUACAAUAUAUAUAAAAAGACUUUUAAAUAAUAUUCAAAAACAAUUUAACAGUUUUGGAGUAAUGAAAUGGGAGUGUUUUACGAUGAAUUCCCGUUUCCAACAUUCUCUGACGAAAAUUUGGAAGAGGAGCUGAAGUAUAACAACCGUGAGCCUCUUGAAGAAUUUGCUCAUCUAUCCCUUGAUGUCAUCAACCAUUAUCUUUUCAAGGGGCGUGGAAACUUUAGUUCUGAGUUUCGUGUGCUGGUUGUCGGAGCAGGAACCGGUUCUACUGGUCUCUACCUGGCAGAACAGCUGACUCAAACAAAUGCACAGAUUGUAAUCUUGGAGGUGAGCAAAAAAUCUAUGGAAAUUGCCAAGAAGAGAGCCCAAAUUCGUGGAUUAAAAAAUAUUCAGUGGAUUCAUGGCAGCGUAGAGUCUUUAUCAGACAUUGCUCAAACAGGGUUGUUCGACUUUAUCGAGUGCCGCCAUGUUCUAGACCACGUGGUAGAUCCAACAUCUGUUUUAUCCAAGAUGGCGGGAAUUCUGAAACCAAAUGGUGGAAUAAGUUUAUCAAUCAACGGAGGAGUUGGUAGGGGUGGUCUGAUCCACGUACAGAAUAUGGUUCAAAUAUUAACAAAAAAUGAAAAAACGAGUGCUGGGAAAAUAGCCGCGGUAAAAGAAGUGUUGAAGGUGGUUCCUCCACAGAACUGGUUUCAUAGAUACAAGGCUAUUAAUCCUACAGGUCACAUCUAUAGUAGCAGACAUUCCUCUGGUUCAAACUCAUAUACGGAUUCGGAUAUUGCUCAGUUUUUUCUUAAACCAUUGGACAACUCAUUCAGAGUUGGAGAUGUCUAUGAGCUAGCGAAUAAAACAGGAUUAAAGUUUGUCACCUUCUCAGAUUUAUCAAAUAGAAUAACUUUAAAGCUUGAGAACUACUUGCCCACAAACCUGAUGAAAAAAAUGGCGGCGAAAGAUAUCGUGACUCAGCAGAAAAUGGCGGAGCUUCUGGGCCUUGGACCUUUCACCUUCCAUUUUCUUCUCUCUAAGGAAACUAAAUCCGAAGCAAGCUUUGAUAAUCUGGACAAUAUUCCAUUCCUUUUCCUUUCCCCUGAAGGUUUGUUGCAAGUUUUAGAGGAAAAAUGCAAAGACCAGGAUAGUGAUGGAACCUUGUCUCUAAGAAUGUAUGAAGAUAAUUCCCAUCUAACUCAACCUUUUUCUCUUCCUUGCAACCCACAUGCUACGGAUUUUUUGGGGAGCCUUUUAAAACAUCCAGGACAAAGAACAGAGAAAAUUUUACAAAACCUGUUAAAAAAGUAUCCAGAAUUGACCCCAGAACACAUGUUUUCGCGUAUGACUGGUUUCUACAAUGCCGCAAAACAUUCUGGACAAAUCCUUUUACGACAUAAAAGCAUUGGAGGAUUUCCUCGAAGUAAAAUAUCAAGUUUUUAUAAGAUUUCAAGAAAUUAAAAAUAAGUUUUUUAUUUCAUCCGCUUAAAUAUUAAAAUAUUUUAUUGAACAGUAUUUUUAGUGCUUAACCCAAAUUUUCAAAAACAGAAAUAAAAGAAAAACUUUUCAGAAGAUCAACCAUUUACAUUUAAAGAAACAGCUGUAAGUAGUUUGAGCCGUUUUUCUCAAAAACAUUUAUGUCAAGAGGAAGAAAAUAUAUUUAUAUAUAUGUGUAAAGAGGAA